Molecule: messenger RNA, 666 nt
Organism: Thermothielavioides terrestris NRRL 8126
Lineage: Eukaryota; Fungi; Ascomycota; Sordariomycetes; Sordariales; Chaetomiaceae
Exons: 3
Coding region: 1-666 (221 amino acids)
Source: RefSeq, a predicted model, not a curated record
AUGCCGACGUGGGAUUGUGCCGGUUGCCAUGAGCGCACAAUCCCCAACCUCGUUUGCAUGGACUGCAAAGUGGCCUUCUACUGCUCAGCAAAAUGCAGAGAAGAGGACGUGUCCCACAAAGCAGUGUGCUACCCGUCCGUCCCGUUCGAGGCCUCGGCCUCGAUCACCUCCCGGCUUUACCGCUCGAAGGGAGUCAGCGAGUUUGAAAGGAACCAGCUCCUUUCCUUGGGCGUGGCAGCCGCCGGCAAAGCCUUCGUCGUGUCCAGCCGCGAGGUCAGCAUUGGCCCGCGCAACUUCGUUACAACGCGCCUCCGGCUCGACUCGAGGAAGCGCACGCUGCUGACAUUCCGGCCCGACGCCGACGUUCGAUACCAGGUUACCACUGGAGGAGGGCUUCAGACCGCGUGGAUGGUGCCGAGCGUGAGCAAGAGCAGCCAUCUCUCUCUUUAUCAGGAUAUCGACGUGUUCGUCCUGAUCGCGCCUGGCCAGCGCAUGCUCGCGGAUCUGGAGUCUCGCCGAGCGCUCGCGCAGGGGACAGCGGUGCGGGACUUACAGGUCCCGGAUCGAGACCUGAUCAGUUUGAUUCUUCCACCUGGUCCGACUGGCGCCUUCUUCGAGUACUCGGGUGCGGCGUGGAGAGAUACCUACACCUCCGUGGUCUCAUAA